AUGGAAGGACUGGAGAAGCGUGGCCUGAUGGGACCGGACGAGGAGGCUAUGUGCACGUCAGCCUCUGACGGCCUGGAGGAGGGCGAGGUCGAGGGCGAGACUCUGCUCAUCGUGGAAUCGGAGGACCAGGCGUCCGUGGACCUCUCGCACGACCAGAGUGGCGACUCGCUGACCAGCGACCCAGGCGAGGACACCGAGGGGACCUGGAACGAGGACACAGCCUUCUACUGCGAAAAGUGCCGCAAGUGGAUCCCCGCCGCCCAGCUUAAUGGAGAGCAGCCCAGCUACCUGAAAGGAGACAACUUCUUUAAAUUCGUCUGCUCAGACUGUUCUGAUGAGGGCAAGGAGAGCUUUGAAAGGAUGCGCCUCACAUGGCAGCAGGUGGUGAUGCUCGCUAUGUAUAACCUGUCUUUGGAGGGGACGGGCCGGCAAGGCUACUUCCGCUGGAAGGAGGAUAUCUGCGCUUUCAUCAGCCGACACUGGACGUUUCUACUUGGCAGCAGGAAGAAGACAUCCACAUGGUGGAGCACAGUUGCAGGUUGUUUGUCAGUUGGCAGCCCGACAUUCUUCCGGUCGGGAGCGCAGGAGUUCGGCGAGCCUGGCUGGUGGAAGCUGGUCCAAAACCGACCUCCGACCCUCAGACCAGAGGGCGACAAGGUGUCCAGUUCAUCCCUCAAGACCAAAGCCAUUUCGAAGCCACCACCAGACCCCACUAUUACAGUUGAGGGGCUCCGGAAGCGCGGAGGACGCAGCGCAGUGGAGAGCGCCAUGCGGCUGAAAGAGAAACGCUCGCGCACGCAGGAGGCCAAGGAGAUCCGGCGUGCUCAAAGAGAGGCUGCCUCGUCAGUGCCGAUCAGGCCCACCGGACGCUCUUUCACACUGGAGAGGGGCGAGGUGGUGGACUUCGCCUCCCUCAGCUCGUCGGACCGAACAUCGCCGUCACCAUCACCCUCGCCCGAUUUCUCUGCUCCUGGUACCCCUGCCUCACACUCCGCAACACCCAGCCUGCUUUCGGAAGCAGACCUUGUCCCAGACGCCAUGCCCCCUCAGGCCCUCUUUCAUGAUGACGAAGAGCUGGAUGCCGACAGCGCGAUCGACCCGGGAAUCGAGUACCAACCCCCACCGCGGGGCACAACAGGCGUGAUUUUUGCACGCAAAAAGCAAGAGCUCAUCAAGCAGGAGCCGGAAAGCGAGGACGACGCAGAGGACGCCAGAGACGAAGGCAGGAAAGAGAAAAGCGAGCGCAGGAGGGACAAAUGUGAAGUGGGACCUUUGCCCGCCCGAUACGCACCCCUCAGUUUAUACGAGGAGCGUAUGCUGCUGCGCAGGCUGGAGUCAUGUCCCCAAGCACUGGCUGUAACAUCGCAGGCCAAUCGGCUGCGACGCAAACUCUUGGUGAGGCAGGCUAAGCGCGAGCGAGGGCUCCCCCUGCUGGACGUUGACCAGGCAGUCAGCGCCACUCUCACUCUGGUUGGUGGUGUGUACGGAGCUCAGGUGUCCACGGUCCACGAAAUGGGCAAGUACAGGAUGAACAGCCAGGAUCUGCGCAUCCUCGACCGCUUUCAGGUUCCGUCAUCCGGCAGGAAGGGUUUUUACCAGUCUAACGUCUCCUUCUGGCACAGAUUAAUGGGCUCCGAUGCCUGCAUGGACCAAGAAAUAAAGAGCCCCUACACAUCUAGAACUCUCAAGCCUUACAUAAGGAGAGACUACGAGACAAGGCCGCCGAAGAUGAGCCUUCUAGCCGAGAUUCGCGCUCACCCACACAGGAACGACCCGUCCUGGGUUCCAGAGCCCGAAUCGCCCAUAGACUACUGCUACGUCCGACCGAACCACAUCCCCUCCGUCAACUCCAUGUGUCACGAUAUGUUCUGGCCCGGAGUGGACCUUUCAGAGUGCCUGCAGUACCCAGACUUCAGCGUUGUCGUGCUCUAUAAGAAAGUGGUCAUCGGCUUCGGCUUUAUGGUCCCGGACGUCAAGUAUAACGAAGCCUACAUUUCCUUUCUGUUGGUGCAUCCUGAGUGGAGGAGAGCAGGGAUCGCCACCUUCAUGAUUUACCAUCUCAUUCAGACGUGCAUGGGAAAGGACGUCACGCUUCACGUUUCCGCCAGCAACCCGGCCAUGCUGCUCUACCAGAAGUUUGGUUUUAAAGCGGAGGAAUACAUACUGGAUUUCUACGAUAAAUAUUACCCGGUGGACAGUAAAGAGUGCCGUCACGCGUUCUUCCUGCGGCUGAGACGUUAAACUGCACUUGCCUGUGUGUGUAUAUGUAUAUAGGUACAUACAUACACAAUCAAGGUUCAGGUAGACAAAAGAUUGUAGACGUGUGUAAAAGUGUACAUGUUCAAAUGUAUUCACAGCCACAAGUUUUCCACAGUUAGAAAUGUAUAUAUAUUUUUGGGGGCACAAAAUAAAUUCCUGCUGAUGGCAGGGAAUUUUCCAUCACAGACCAAUCAGA
Molecule: messenger RNA, 2455 nt
Organism: Silurus meridionalis
Lineage: Eukaryota; Metazoa; Chordata; Actinopteri; Siluriformes; Siluridae
Gene: kat14
Product: lysine acetyltransferase 14
Exons: 10
Coding region: 1-2241 (746 amino acids)
Molecular function (GO): acyltransferase activity, transferring groups other than amino-acyl groups
Source: RefSeq, a predicted model, not a curated record